Tetrahymena thermophila SB210 is the source of this 2235-nucleotide messenger RNA. RefSeq names its product SacI-like domain protein. Gene Ontology annotation, cellular component: endoplasmic reticulum. Gene Ontology annotation, biological process: phosphatidylinositol dephosphorylation. Gene Ontology annotation, molecular function: phosphatidylinositol-4-phosphate phosphatase activity. The transcript has 10 exons. The record is from RefSeq and is a predicted model, not a curated record. NCBI's taxonomy places the organism in Eukaryota, Ciliophora, Oligohymenophorea, Hymenostomatida, Tetrahymenidae.
AUGGCUGACACUAGCUCAAUAGUUUCCGAUAAUAAAUUUUUAGAAAUUUAUUCAAACAAGUACAUUCUCACUACCAACCUAUCUAAGGAUUAAGUAGUCAUCGACUUAGCCACAUCAGAACUCAAAAAAGAGACAAGAGGAUCAAGUGGUUCAUAAACUUUAGUUUCAAAAGUAGGACUUAAAGCUAUUUAUGGUAUUUGCUAAUUAGAGCACUCUAAUUAUUUGAUUGCUGUUACUUAGUCUUUCACCAUAGGAUCACUUUACAAUAAAAAUAUUCAACAAUUAAAGGAAAUUUAAUUUUACCCUAUCAACCCUUAAAGAGAAAUAAACCCAGCUGAUUAAAAAUACAUAGACAUGAUGCAAUCAAUUUUUUAAACAAAAAUGUUUUACUUUUCUGAUGAAUAUGAUCUCACUAACUCCUUCUAGAGAUUCAUCAAAAAUAAAGUUGACAAGAACAACUACAAUCCUAAUUUCUGUUACAACGAAUGCUACCUCCAUGAUUUCAUUAAAAACGGAUGUCAAGAAUGGAUUUCUCCUUUUAUCUCUGGUUAUGUUAAGAUCGACUAUUGCUAAUUAGAUGAUACUGUUGUCAAUUUCAUUCUUAUAAGCAGAAGAGAUAAGAGAAGAGCUGGUAUGAGAUUUAUUUCAAGAGGUACUGAUUUAGAUGGUAAUCCUACAAAUAUGGCUGAAACUGAAUAAAUUAUUGUUUUAACUAAGGGAUAAUACAACAAUAUUUAUAGUUUUGUUUAAACAAGAGGAUCAAUGCCAUUCUUGUGGAACUAAAAACCUAAUUUGAAAUGGGCUCCUAGGGGUGCUCCAAUCGGUGAAGAGGCCGAAAAUAUUGAAUUUUGCAGAAAACACUUUGCAGAUUAAGAAAAACUAUAUUCUAGAUAGGUUUUAGUUAAUUUAAUAGACAAAAAAGGCAAUACUUAGCUUAAGUUAGGCCAAUACUUCUAAAAAAUGGUAGAAGCCCUUAAAGAUAAAAAUUUAAAAUACAUUUGGUUUGAUUUCCAUCACGAAUGUAGAAAAAUGAAGUAUGAAAACCUCUAAAAAUUAUUAGAUAUGUUCAAGGAAGACCUUGAUGAUAUUGGAUAUUUUGAAUUUUAAUACACUAAAGAUAAAAUUGAGACUCCUAGCAUUAAAAAGCUUUAAAAAGGUACAGUAAGAACUAAUUGCAUGGAUUGCUUAGAUAGAACAAAUGUCGUCUAAUCAGUAAUAGCUAGAAAAGUUUUACAUCAAAUUCUUUACACUGCAGGUGUAACAAGCAAGACAGCUCUUUAGAAAAGUUGCCUGAAAAAUUGGAAGAUAUUUUCAGAGCAAACUGGACUAGAAACGCAGAUGUAAUCAGUAUUUUAUACACAGGUACUGGAGCUUUAAAAACUGAUUUUACAAGAACUGGUAAGAGAACAAAAUAAGGUGCAAUCAAUGAUGGUAUUAAUUCAGUAUAAAGAUAUUUCUAUGGUAAUUUCUUCGAUGGGCAUAAAUAGGAUUGCAUUGACCUUUUGUUAGGAAAAAUUAGACCAAGAGAAACUAAGAUUAAAUAAGGAAUUAAUCCUAUGUUAUUCUUAGUAGGUUUCCUUCUUCUAGGGCCAUUUAUUUUAAAACCUUAAUUAGAUAAAAUUUUAGUUGGUGAAAAUGCAGAAGCUGGAUUCGUUACAUCAUUAUGUGGAUUUGUUUCUCUUGUUGCAUCCCUUCUUAUUUUAGCUAAAGGAGCCGUUUCAUUUAAUUAAUUCUUUGUUUAAAAACCAACACUCCCAUAAUGAAAACUAAAUUAAAUUACAUUAGCUAAUUAAAAAAUAGAAUAAUUGUCAAACUAUAAUAAUAAGUAAGUAAGUAAUUAAUAUAUAUGGCUAUCUACAUAAUUAAAUAAUUUUCAAAAUAAAAUAUUUAUAUAGCUCAAUGUUUUAUGUUUCUUUUCCAUCACAAUCACUUCACUUUUUCUAUUCACAUUAUUUUUAAAAAAAAAUUUAAAUCUUAAUUAAAAAUAAGAUAAAUAAAUAUUUGCAGCAUUUAAAUUAACUUCAAGAUUUUUAAGUAAAUAAAUUAAAUAUAAAUAAGAUUAAAUUGAGUUAAAUAAAAAUAAUUUUAAGAUCAAUUAAAAUUUUUUAAUAAAAUUUUAUUUAAAAUAUUUAAUUCUAUUUUUGUAAAAAAUAUUAUAAAUCACUUUUAUUGUUUAUUUUUCAAUAAUAAAAUACAAUUUAUCAUUUUUUUAAAGUAAUAAAAUACUAUUUAUGA